AUGUGGUUUACAACGCGACAAGACGGCCUUGAUGAUAAUUGUCAUACAAAUAGAGGACCAUGUGUUCAAAUUAGUGGGUUUUUUGGAACAACCUUAAGAAUAGGUUUUUUUUUAGAAUUCAUAGCAUUGACAUUUUUAUUUAUGGCUUAUUGGUCAAAUGGAGGAAAAGGAUUAUUUAGCUAUGAUUUAAGGAAUAUGAAGGAUGAAUAUCGCCUAGAUCAAGCAUUUAGAAAUUCUAUAACACUUUGGGCAGGCGUUUAUUUAAUUGGAGCAAUAUUUAUUAUGUCUUUUCAAGUUCUUCUUGCAGAUGACACAUGUUGGGCAAGAGGAUAUCGUGCUGGAUCAAAAAUUCUUAGAUUAGCAUCAUUUUUAGACACCAUAAGUGCAACUUUACAAUUUAUUUUUUAUUUAUAUAUAUCAAAAUUUUAUACAAGAAAAUGGUAUGUUCACUUUAAUGAAGGAGGAAGUGAAUGGGUAUUUUUUAUUUUUGUUCGUCUUGUUCAUGCCUUUUCAUGUUUAUUAUAUGGUUUAGCUGCAUAUUUAUUAGAAGUCUAUCAUGAUGAAGGAGCUGGAGAUUUACAUGCAUAUAUAAAUGGUGUUAUUUUUGCAUUUGCAGGAUUGACAGAAAUAUUUGUGAUAUUUUGCAACUCUGGUAGUUUUUCCAAUUUAUUGUUGUGGUUAGCCUUGGCAGCUGUUUCCUUAUGGUCUUAUUACUUUGAACCAGAAGUAAAUCACGUAUCACCGGCAUUACAUGAAACAGAAUUAACAAAUGAUGUAGAACAACAAGUAGAGAAGUUUUCACGAUAUACUCCUUAUACACAAGAACAAAAUCAAAAUGCAUAUUACCCUGCAUAA
Plasmodium gallinaceum is the source of this 855-nucleotide messenger RNA. It is a transcript of the gene GAPM3, whose product is annotated as glideosome associated protein with multiple membrane spans 3, putative. NCBI's taxonomy places the organism in Eukaryota, Apicomplexa, Aconoidasida, Haemosporida, Plasmodiidae. Bases 1 to 855 code for a protein of 284 amino acids. The record is from RefSeq and is a predicted model, not a curated record. The transcript has 3 exons.